GUAAGAUUACACAAAUCUCUUCUGUCACUAAAGUGUUAAAGUGUAGUUUAUAAAAUGUGCCAGUUUAUUAAUAGCUCUUUUGAUGAAUUACAGCAAUACAGCACAACAUUUGACUAAUGUUGCUAAAAAUUCAGAGAUAAAUGACUAAGAUAAAUCACUCAAAAAAGUGGCUAGAAGUCACAAAUGAUACUAAUUUGCCUAUUCUGUGAACCAUCAUGAUCAUUUGCACAUCAAAACGCGUUACAUGAAGAAGGAAGAUUCUCUGAGUCUUAUCAGAGUUUUACCAGAAAAUACUCGAAUCAUUUCUUAUAGAAUGUAGAAGCCUUUGGUCAUGGCAUCACAAUAACUAUUUAUGUAUUUGCAAAGUAAAGUCCAAUCAACUAUUUACUAUCAUUUCUAUCAGGAACACAGACAAAAAAGAAACAGUAGUAGUGAGUAGCUGGGAAACACACAUGAAGGAAAAUGGUUUUGGAUGGAAUAGCUCAUUUAUUGCUUGUAAAUAUAAUUAUGAAGAGAGUUUCAAAGAAAGAAGAAAGAAGUGCACAGGCAGGACAGACAUGGUGGUUAGUCAUUGGGAACAUCAGCUUGUGAAAGCACAACUCAGUCAGGCUGUACACACUGGCAGUGAGUCAUGUGAACCUGCUCUCUCAAAUCAUAUAACCAGCAGUUGUGAUAUGAGCUGGAGAGCUGUACAAAGUGCAGGAGACGUGCUAAUGGUUAACACAUCUAGCAACAAAGUCAGUAAAUUUGGCAACACUGAACUGCUUCAGAGAGCCAGUUGAAACGAACCGUGAGCUUUCAUAGUCUUUCAGAACAGCAGGAGGAAGUUAACUGUCUAUCAAAAAAGGGGACUUUUACUCUUGGAUGAGAAGGUUCAUUCCUGCUUAACUCUGGGGAUUCUUAGCUUUCUGCUACCAGCUACACAGAUGACACGUAUUUUCAUCUAUGGCACUCUUAAAAAGGGCCAGCCCAACCACUACAGGAUGCUGGACACCGCCAAAGGCAAUGUCAAGUUCCUUGGCUGUGCUCGCACUGUUGACAAAUACCCCCUGGUGAUAGCAGGCAAGUACAAUAUCCCUUUCCUCCUCAACGUGCCGGGAGAGGGACAACGUGUCCAGGGGGAAAUCUACAGUGUGGAUGACCCAAUGCUGAAGUUCCUUGAUUGGUUCGAAGGCUGUCCAAAAAUGUAUCAGCGAACACAGGUCUUGCUUGAGAUUGAGGAGUGGGUUGGAGAGGGAGAGGGAACACCUAAAGUGGGCAGUACUACUGAGGCCUUUGUGUACACUACCACCACUUACGAGCCUGAGUGGCUCCAGUAUACUACCUUCGACAGCUAUGAUGCAUAUGGGGAUCAUGGUCUGCACUACAAGAGUCGAGAAGCCAGAGACUCUGACAAUGUAAUUUCCUGACUAUCUUUGACAGGUUUCUCUGCAGCGAUACACACAGCCAUACACGCAGGUUUCACACAGUGACAGAAUUCAUUCCUUUUUGCAUUGGAAAAUAAGCGUUAAUAAGAAAUAAUGAUUUUGAAUGCUAGUUUAUUCUGCAAGUCAAUCAGUUUAUUCUUUUAGCUGCAUUCCAGUUUCUUUAAACCAGGGAUUAUCUAAUGGAGGACGAAGUGUCAAGUUUUCUCUGGGCCAAACCCAUCCUCCAACACAUUUCUAUAGCCAUGUUAUAAUUGUGUAGAAUCUCUUAAAAAGUAUUGUAUAAUGUCUUGCCUACUAAAAUGUAUAACUACACAUAGGUGACACACUCUCGCAUUGUAAACUUGUGUAGGGGAGCCUGUGCUGGUGACAUCAGGACCACAGAGUGAAAACAUUCACAUUUAAAUGUCUAAAACACUUUUAACAUUAGAUAUUGUACUGAAAGAUAUGAGUGCUAUUAUGCCAAAGGUUGCGUAAAUUUGCAGUGAGUGAGAAUGUAUGUGAAAAAGAUUUAAUACUAAAAAGUAGAAUCCAAUCUCUAUCAGCACUUCAUUUUUAAUCAAGCUCCAACUCAUUCUGCAUUUAGUGCAAAACACGUCGAACAGCAGUGGCUUUUUUUCUUUAAUAAAUUGUAUUUAUAAGAGUAGUUUUGAUGAUGAUUGCUUUUCAUUCUUACUCAAGUAAAUAUGUAAAGACAAGGAUUUACAUUUUACAAUCGGGUCUGUUUUUCCACCUUGAAUAAUGGUGUAUACUGUAGCACAAAUUGCUGAAAAUGUUCAUGCUGGCUAUGACAGAAAGGUGUCAGAACACACAGUGCAUCGCAGCUUGCUGCGCAUGGGGCUGCAUAACCAUAGACCGGUCAGAGUGCCCAUGCUGACUCCUGUCCACCACCAAAAGCACCUACAGUAGGCACAUGAGCAUCAGAACUGGGCCAUGGAGCAAUGGAAGAAGGAGGCCUGGUCUGAUGAAUCAAAGUUUCUUUUAAAUCAUGUGUAUGGCUGGGUGUGCGUGCAACGCUUACCUGGGGAAGAGAUGGCACCACGAUGCAUUAUGGGAAGAAGGCAAAACUGGAAAGAGACCAGGUGAUUUUUUUUUCCUUCUAAUCUUCAACUGUCCAGUUUGGGUGAGUCUGUGCCCAUGAAAGCCUCAGAUUCCUGUUCUUGGCUGAUAGGAGUGGAAACCAAUCUGCUCUUCUGCUGUUCUUUAGCCCAUCCACCUAAAAGUUGAUCAACAAGGCGUUUCCACCCACAGACCUGUCACUCACAGGACGUUCUUUGUUUUUCGCACCAUUCUGUGUAAACUCUAGAGACUGUUGUGCGUGAAAUUCCCAGGAGAUCAGCAGUUUAUGAAAUACUCAAUCUAGCCUUUCUGAUACCAAUAUCCAUACCAUGAUCAAUUAACUGAAUUAACUGAAGCUCUUGACCUGUAUCUGCAUGAUUUAUUUUUUUUUUUGCAUUGUCACAUUAUUGGCUGAUUAUGUAACUGUAUGAAUGUGCAGGUGUACAGGUGUUCCUAAUAACGUGGAUUGUGAGUGUAUCACAUAGAAUGUGUACAUUUUCAUAUGACUGUAAUUGUUUGAUGACUUUUGAUGAAAUAAUCAAAAAUACUGGUAUCAACUGCUGUGAAACCACCUAUGUUUGAAUACCACAUAGUCUACAUGGCCAGAGACCCUACAGUAUAAAUAAAAUUAAGUUUAUGGAUCAAAGUUUUUGGCUUAUUAGAAUGCUUUGUUUUCAAGCAACACAGAUCCACCCAAUGUAUACAUUACUGUAUAAAUUAUAGUGCAGUGCACAAUAAAUUCAAACAUAUUAUCUCAUUAAUAUCAUUUACUGUGGUAAGCAAAUUUAUGAAUUUGCUAACUGAACUGAACUGAAACCAUGACCUGAGACUACAGAUCAAGACCAAAUAGAUGUAGACUAUCAAUGCUGACAGCAGGACCUUGACCUUUAUAAUCUAAUUUACAGGUUGGAGAUAUGGCUAUUUUGGGCAUAAGAUACUAAAUAUGUUCAAGUCAAGUGGCUUUAUUGUCAUUUCAACCAUAUACAGCUAGUUAAUACACAGUGAAAACGAAACAAGGUUCCUCCAGGAUCAUGGUGGAAUAUCAAACAACACAUCAGACAACACAGAACUACAAAAGACUACACAUUACUACAUAAAGUGCACGUGCAAGCGUGUGCAAACAGCACAAGACAGUACAAUAACUACUAAAACAGGACGACAGGCACAUUAAGAGACAGUGCCACGACAAAUACAUUCAAAUGCAGGUGUUAGUGGUUGUAGUGAUGAAGGAAUCACACUGUUUAUCCUUUUAUAGUAACGUUUAAUUGUGGAACCUCCAUAACAUCCUUAUGUCAUAGUAACUACUAUGUAAGUUGCUACUAAGUAAAAAAUAACAUAUUAGAAUGAGCGCAUUAAUAUGAACCUGUAAGUUGCUGCCAGAGAAUAUUAAUCAAUCUUCUGACCAAUCAGAUUCGAGAAUUCACCAGAACUGUGGUGUAAAGGCUUACAAUGUACAAUGUGAAAGAAAAGUCUAUGAUAUUGUUGAAUAAAUGCUAAAAUUCAAUAAAAUCUUGUUCUUAAUUUCACUGAAUAA
This is a messenger RNA of Pangasianodon hypophthalmus (striped catfish), 4017 nucleotides long. Its product is annotated as gamma-glutamylaminecyclotransferase B. The record is from RefSeq and is a predicted model, not a curated record. The transcript is spliced from 3 exons. Gene Ontology annotation, molecular function: gamma-glutamylaminecyclotransferase activity. Lineage: Eukaryota; Metazoa; Chordata; Actinopteri; Siluriformes; Pangasiidae. The coding region runs from base 927 to 1409 and encodes 160 amino acids.